UAGUUGCUUGUUAGUACGCUUGACACCUAAGAGAGUAAAGCACUUGGGAUAUUAGAUUAUGAGAAUUGGUUGCUCUUUCUGAUGAUUAAAAUUCAGAAGCAAGCAGAAAGGUGACUAGUUUAUUCCAAACUGAGGCAGUACACAAGCAACAUUGAGGUGAUAGAUCCAACUAAGUUAUAAAUAAAUAAACCUGAGCCAAAUAGUCUCAAGAUGAAGACAGAAUUGUCAAAGAAGGCCAUGGGAUGUGGCCUACAUGAGUUGUUGUUAGGAGCAACACCCAACCCAAGCACUAAGACGCCCUCCUCUGAUUUUGAUGAGGGAACCAACUAGCUAGCUAGACCUCUUCUUUUCUAGGAGAUGUUUAAGUUUCAUUUUGUCCAUGGAGUACCUUGCAAGCAAGACCCCAUCUUCUACUUACUUAAGCCACUCAAUCCGAUUCAUUUCUUCCCCCUUUUUUACAACAUGUUCCGCACGCAUAAAACAGCGCAGAUGCAGAUGGACUAAGAUAGUACAUCUUUUUCACUGUGAGUUUUGGUCUCAGCAGUUACUUCUUUUUUCGGUUUUCAGGAGGUGCAUCAGCUUAUGCUAGUUUUUUUAAUUUUUGAUAGUAACUUGAUUGACAAAGUGCAAAUGAGGAACAGUUAGAGGGGAAUCAUCAUACUGGUCCAGAGGAUUCAUUCUUAAGCAAGUUUAAACAAUGACAUACAGACGAAGUUACCUACUGUGUGACAGCUAGCUCAGGUAUGCUAGUCUAAUAACAUAGAUCAGUUACAACUCAAACUUCCUAUUAACCAACAACCAGCAUGAGCAUGACAGCAUCAUUUCCCACUUCAGAACCCACGUAUGCUAGUGCCAAAGUAGAAUCAUCAAUGUACUUAUUACCCUGCAGAAGGCAUUGAUUUCAGAUAUAAUUGAGAGUGAUGCGGUGACUGAUUCACAUACUAACAGAUGAACAGGGACUAUUAGAUGAAGGUAAGCACAUCUGUUUUGACUGAUAAUCUGGACACUCCCCUCUCAUAUCUGGUCCUGUUCAAAACACAUGGGCAUUCAAGAAAACACAAAAAAGAAGUGUAUUUUACUCGUAUUUCAGGGUAGAGCAGUAACAGUGAAGCAUACAUGUGGAUAAAAACCCUUUCAUGCAUAAAUUUUUAUUGGCUCCUCAUACAAAUAAAUUGCAGCCUUUAUGUUUUUUUUGUACAACUGAACAAGCCAUGUUGGUUCUUGUACAUCACACAUGGCAGAGGUCUAAAGAGACAUGUUUGAAGUACAAAGGCAAGGCAAGCCAAAACAUUGCACCUCCAGUUCUCCCUGCUGCAAAAAUUCCUGCCUAGCUUUUGAGGCUUAUCAAUCAAGCAAGGUUGGUUGGAUGUCAUCGAGUGGGAAAGUGGGCACUCCCCUUCAUCAACACCAAUCCAGAAAGAAAUCUAUAUAACAGCCUAUUUCAGAUGAAGGGCUUUCGAAGGAAAAGGAGAUGGACCAAUGUGGUUCCAUUGCUUGCAAGAACUUGAUGCAUGCGGCUUGAACAAGAAUGAACAAAGAUUUGUCGUGAGCUUGUGAGGCUAGUAGAACAAGGUGACAAGAAGAGCCUAUCGAAGUAUAAGCAAGAUUUCUGGGGAGGACUGGGAAGUAUAGAAAAGGCACAGGGAGGAAAUGGUCUUGUUGAGUUUUGAGCAGAAAACAUCAAUUAUAGAGGAGUGUGGCAAGGAGAUAUGUUAAGGAGAUGGGCAAGAAGGGAGGCUGGAUCACUGCACUCAAGAAGGCUUUCACCUCUGGCCCUAAGGACAAGCCUACAAAUGGGCAGCUGGUAGCGCAGUACUCUCACCAGCACAGGAGCGGCGGCGGCGGCGCCGCCGCCGCGAGGGACAAGAAGCGAUGGGGAUUCGGGCGGUCGCGGCAGCACGCCGAGCCGUCGCCGGCGGGCGCGCUGAUCAACAUCCCGCUGUACCGCGAGCCGAGCAGCAUCGAGAAGAUCCUCGUCGACGCCGAGAUGGAGCAGCAGCACCGGCAGUACAGGGCGCAUUACCAGAUCACGCCGGCCAAGCCAGCCACGGUCACCGCGCCCGCCGCCGCCGCGUCGCUGCCAGCGCCGCCGCCACCUGUGUCGGCACGCGAGCGCCAGCGCCGGCGUGACGUCGACGACGACAAGCCCGCCAUCGUGCUCCCGCUGCCUCCGCCGUCGCCGCCCCCGCUCAUCAGGAGGUUCGACCAUGACAGGGAGCAGCAGCAGAAGCUGCAACAGAUGCAGCAGCAGACCCGCGCCGAGACCGAGUGGCGGCGGCCGCAGGCGCAGCGGCGUCGCGCGGCGAGGCCGAGGGGCCCCGCCCCGCCGGACCGCGCCCGCGCUGCCGCCGUGGCGAUCCAGUCCGCGUUCCGCGGCUACAUGGCGCGGCGGAACUACCGCUCCCUGCGCGGCCUGAUCCGGCUGCAGGGCGUGGUCCGCGGGCCCAGCGUCCGUCGCCAGACGGCGCACGCCAUGCGGUGCAUGCAGAUGCUCGUCCGCGUCCAGUCCCAGGUCCGCGCCAGCCGCGUCGAGGCCAUGGAGCGCCGCAACCGCCACCACCACGCCGCCAUGCUCCGCGACGCCGCCCGCUGGCGCGCCGCCUCACAGGACGGCGGCAUCUGGGAGGACAGCUUGCUGAGCCGGGACGAGAUGGACGCGCGGACGAAGCGGAAGGUGGAGGCGGUGAUCAAGCGGGAGCGCGCGCUCGCCUACGCCUACUCCCACCAGCUGCUGAAGGCGACGCCGAUGGCGGCGCACGCGAUCCUGGCGGACCUGCAGUCGGGCCGGAAUCCAUGGUGGUGGACGCCGAUCGAACGCCGGCACGAGGCGGAGGCGGCGGCGGCGCUGCUAUCCCGGCAACGCGUGGAGCACGUCGGGAACGGCGGCGGCGGCGGCAGGCAUGUGGCUGUGACGGCGACGCCGGCGCGGUCGGUGGUGUCGUCCUACUCGACGGCGACGGCGACGACGGCGGCGAGGCCGAGGGCGACGCGGCCGGCGAAGGUGGCGUCGAGCUACGGCGGCGGCGGGAGCAUCCGGGACGACGAGAGCCUGACGAGCUGCCCGGCGUUCGGCGGCGCACUGCCCAACUACAUGACGCCGACGAUGUCGGCGUCGGCCAAGGCGAGGGCGCGCGCGCAGAUGCUGCGGCAGCAGCAGGAGAAGCAGGCGCAGGCGGCGCAGGAGAAGCCGAGGUUCUCGUUCGGCCUCGGCCAGAGCAUCGGCAGCUGGGCCAAGAGCCCCUUCUGGAAGGGCGGCGCCGCCGCCGCUCCGCCGUCGAUCUCGUCGCGGGUUGCCACGCCGGCUGCGUCCGUCGCCGGCAGGCACCGGCCGACGCGGUCGUCGGUGAGCGAGCUCAGCGUCGACUCCGCCGUGUCCAUGCCGGCCGGGAUCGGCCGGAGGACGUUCAAGUAGUACGAUCAAAAUCGCUUGCGUCGUGUGUUUGAAUUCGUCGUGUCGUCGUCGUCGACUCCUCGUCGUUCGUGCUUUGGUUGGUUUGGUGUUUAAGUGUAAAAUGGUGUGGGUUUCUCGUCGUCGUUGUCGUUGCAUUGCAUGGUGCGUAUGUGCGAGCUUGAUGUGCGUGAUUCGUCGCGGUUUUUACACGUGUGGUUGCUGCCUCCUUUUUUUACGAUUUUGUCUCGUGUCGUGACGAUUUCGUUUUUUUUUGAGGGGUUGGUUUGCUGUGGUGUAAAAGCUCGGCGAGUUCAUGGAACAGGAUAUGCUCCGUGCGUUCGUGCGCGUGUGGCGUUAUUUUGUCAUUUGUGAUUUGUUCGUGUGCCGUUCCAGUGUUUUGGGAAAAAAUUUUUAUCUUUUUGCUCGUUUCUGGUUGGCAGAGAUUGCCAAUCGCCUUCUAGAGCCACUACUACUAGAACCCUAAAAACGCUGGUUGUAUCGUGAAAACGUUGGUUAUGAAUACUACUGCUCUUUUAUUUUCA
Molecule: messenger RNA, 3933 nt
Organism: Oryza sativa Japonica Group (Japanese rice)
Lineage: Eukaryota; Viridiplantae; Streptophyta; Magnoliopsida; Poales; Poaceae
Source: RefSeq, a predicted model, not a curated record